This is a messenger RNA of Cercocebus atys (sooty mangabey), 438 nucleotides long. Its product is annotated as 40S ribosomal protein S16. Gene Ontology annotation, molecular function: RNA binding; structural constituent of ribosome. Gene Ontology annotation, biological process: maturation of SSU-rRNA from tricistronic rRNA transcript (SSU-rRNA, 5.8S rRNA, LSU-rRNA); translation. Gene Ontology annotation, cellular component: cytosolic small ribosomal subunit; ribosome. The record is from RefSeq and is a predicted model, not a curated record. Lineage: Eukaryota; Metazoa; Chordata; Mammalia; Primates; Cercopithecidae.
AUGCUUUCCAAGGGCUCAUUGCAGUUUGUGCAGGUCUUCAGAUGCAAGAAGACAGCCACAGUUGUGGCACACUGCAAACACAGCAACAAGGUGAAUGGGCGGCCCCUGGAGAUGAUCGAGCUGUACACACUGAUAUACGAGCUGCUGGAACCAGUUCUGCUUCUGGACAAGGAGUGAUUUGCUGGUAUGGAUGUCCAUGUGAAAGGUGGUGAUCACAUGGCCUGGAUAUAUGCUGUCCAUCAGUCUAGCUCUAAAGCCCUGAUGUCCUAUUACCAGAAGUAUAUGGAUGAGUUUUCCAAGGAGGAGAUCAAAGACAAAAUCAAAGACAUUCUCAUACAGUAUGACUGGACCCUGCUGGUGGCUGACCUCCACCACCACUAAUCCAAAAAAUCGAGAGACCCUGGUACCCAUGCUUCCUACCAGAAAUCCUACCAAUAA